AAUGAUUGCGUCUAAACAAUCUAAAGAGCAAAAUAUGAACAGCUUCUUCAAUCCCAGUAGACCAAGCCCGCGUCCAUGGCCGAACAGGAAGAAGCAAACCAACAAAUCGGCCAUAUGUCUUUGCUCCUUCUCUCUACUUGCUGUUUUGUUCGUGUUCGUCUUCUUCAUCACCUACUCCGAGAUACCCAAAUCACUCUUCUCGAUCUCUGCCUUUUCUGGAUCCGUCCAAUUCCCUCAGUGCAGAUCCGAGAUACUAUCACGAACUCUUCUAGGGCAGAGAUUUCUCUGGUACGCUCCACACAGUGGAUUCAGUAACCAGCUGUCGGAAUUCAAGAAUGCUGUUCUAAUGGCGGGAAUCCUUAAUCGGACUCUGAUUGUUCCUCCGGUGCUGGAUCAUCACGCCGUCGCUCUCGGUAGCUGUCCGAAAUUUAGGGUUUUGAGCCCGAGCGAGAUACGAGUCUCAGUUUGGAAUCAUUCUAUUGAGCUUCUUAGAACUGGCAGGUACGUUUCGAUAGCUGAUAUUGUAGACAUUUCGUCGCUGGUAUCUUCUUCGGCUGUUCGAGUCAUUGAUCUCAGGUUCUUUGCAUCUCUACUGUGUGGUGUUGACUUGGAGACUCUAUGCUCUGGUGAAUUAUCUGAACAGUCUCAGGCUUAUGAAUCUUUGAAACAGUGUGGCUAUCUGUUAUCUGGAGUUCGUGGUAAUGUAGAUAAGUGUUUGUAUGCCGUGGAUGAAGAUUGCAGAACCACUGUUUGGACGUAUAGAAAUGGAGAUUCUGAUGGAAAAUUAGAUUCCUUUCAGCCUGACGAGAAGCUUAAGAAGAAAAAGAAAAUAUCUUACGUUAGAAGGCGACGAGAUGUGUAUAAGAGUCUUGGAGGUGGUACAGAAGCUGAGUCUGUAGCUAUUAUGGCAUUUGGGAGCUUAUUCACGGCUCCAUACAAAGGCUCUGAAUUGUAUAUCGAUUUCCACAAAUCUUCAAGUGUUCCAGAGAUAAAGUCUUUGAUUAAGAAGGUCGAUUUCCUUCCUUUUGUUCGAGAGAUCAUGAGUGCGGGCAAGAAAUUUGCCUCGGAAACCAUAAAGGCGCCGUUUGUCUGCGCGCAGCUUAGACUGCUUGAUGGCCAGUUCAAGAACCACAGGGAGAGCACGUUUAUGGGUUUAAGCCAGAAGCUGGAAUCUUUGACCAUAAAGAAUCCAGGUCCAGUUCAUGUGUUUGUAAUGACGGACCUUCCUGAAAGCAACUGGACCGGAACUUACUUGGGUGAUUUGUCUAACAACUCUACGAAUUUUAAGCUCCACUUCCUGAGGGAACAAGAUGAAGUAGUAUUGCGAACACAACGGGAGCUUGCAUCUGCUGGUCACGGCCAGAAAUUUGGGUCUAUUCCUAUGAGUCUGGACAGUAUCAAAAAGAUGCAGAACCAUUGUUCUCCUCGUGAAGUAUCCAAUGUGCAGCUUUACAUAGAGGAAGCUGUUUGCAGUUGUGCGUCACUAGGUUUCGUUGGUACUGCGGGGUCGACAAUAGCUGAUAGUGUAGAGAUGAUGAGGAAAUUCAAUGCUUGUAGUAGUUGAACUCAGACUGGUUUUUCUAUUUCCGAUUUGGAUUCAUCUGCUUGAUUACCCAAAGCUUGCAGUGUUCAUCUGGAGUAAUAGACGCUAGCAUUUGGUUAAGUUUUGCUGGGAUUCGGAUAGAUAUAGAUCUGUCAGCUGUCUUCACUUAGAGGUUGUGGUUAUGAAAAUAGGCUUUGGGGUUUUGCUUUUGGAUCGUUUUGUGUUGUUGGGUUCUUUGGGAAACUGUGUAGUUUUCUAGUAAUAGAAUAAAGCCACCUUGUUUCUUUUUGGUGAUUCACACAACGAACGGCUCUGGCUAAACCAGCCUGAGACUGCGUGAGAUGGGGACUUGGGUGUUGCAGCUUAGUGAGUUUUGUAAAGGUUGAGGCUUUUAUGAGUUUUGUUUGUAGA
Molecule: messenger RNA, 1954 nt
Organism: Eutrema salsugineum
Lineage: Eukaryota; Viridiplantae; Streptophyta; Magnoliopsida; Brassicales; Brassicaceae
Product: O-fucosyltransferase 30
Exons: 2
Coding region: 2-1564 (520 amino acids)
Source: RefSeq, a predicted model, not a curated record